Dermatophagoides farinae (American house dust mite) is the source of this 2437-nucleotide messenger RNA. The record is from RefSeq and is a predicted model, not a curated record. NCBI's taxonomy places the organism in Eukaryota, Metazoa, Arthropoda, Arachnida, Sarcoptiformes, Pyroglyphidae.
ACAAAAAAAAAGAAACGAAAUAGAAUUACAAAAAUAUCAACAAUAACAACAAGCUUAGCAGAACUAGUUAACUAGUGAUUUAGUUGUCACAUCUAAUUUGUUGUUGCUAUCAUUAAUAAUUAUGAUAUAAAAUCAUGACUGAAGUGUCCAUAUUCAGUACAGGAGAUAAUCCGAUGAAUAUUUUGACAGACAUAGAUCAUCAUCAUCGUCAUAAUCAUACUCAUCAAGAUACACAUCAUUUUCAUCAAAAUCAUCAACAGGAUUAUUAUCAUCCUAAUAAUCAUUAUAAUGAAAAUCAUCAUCAUCAUCAUUCAACUAUACAUCCAAAUUUUAAUAAUCCAGAAUUGGCCAUUCAUAUUGAUGAUUAUCAAUUUUAUGCAAUCGUGAUACAAGUAAUACUUGGUAUUACAACAAAUGCAACAAUCUUAUGUUCAUUAGCCAUUAAAAUAAGACGUCGUCGACGACAGAAUCAACACGUAAUUAAUCAUGGAUUUGGUAAACAACAAUCACAAAUACCAGUGAUUGAUAUAAUCAUCACAUUGUUUUUCAUCGAAUCAUUGCUUAAGAUUCUAUUUCGUUCAACAAUACAGCUAGGAUGUUUUUAUGGCUAUUGCAUCAUAUAUAACGAAAUACUUUGCUAUCUACAAGGAUUUGGCAUUACAUUCAUGCAUUAUAUACAUCUAUGGACGAUGGCAUUAUUCAUACAUGAUCGUUAUAUAAAACAUUAUAAACAACAGAGUGAUUAUCUUUGUAAAUGUACACAUAUGGUACUAUAUUUGACAAUGUCUUGUAUAGUAUUUUUAAUUACAUUACAUCUUUGUGCACCAAUCUAUGGUUUUUCAAAUUAUCGUUUUCUAUAUGAUGAACUAACAUGUGCAAUUGAUUGGUCCACAAGACAUUCAUGUCCAUUCUAUGUAUAUUCGUUGUUAUUAAUCACUGGGCCAGCAUCUAUACCAUUAAUUUAUUGGAUGAUGAGAAUAACUUAUAAUUCAUAUCGUAAUAAUAAUAUAAGAAUCAAUUGGAGAAUGUUUUGUCAACAUUAUCGUUGUUGUUGUUUUCGUUCACAAAAUAAAAAUAAUGUUGAUGGUUCUAUCGGUGAUAAUGGUGAUGAAACAAAAAAUUCCAUAUCCAAUGAUAAUGAUAAAGAUAAUUAUUCUCAAACAUCAUCUUAUCAUCAUCAUGUACCUACAAUACGUUUUUCUAAACAUUCUGAACAAAUUGAAAUAUCUUCUCACCGACAACAACAACCACAUGUUCAGCAGCAGCAGCAGCAACAACAACAACAACAGAAUCUAGAAUCAGUGAUUACCAUAGCUGAAUAUAAUAAAAUAACAUUUUCACCGUCUACAACAAAAGAUGAUAAUGAUAAUUUUAUAAUUCCCUUAUCAAUGAUGCCCAUAUCAAAGUCACAAUCUAAGCCGCCUACAUCAUCACCAUCGAUAGAAUCGAUUAAUCAAUAUUCAAUGCCUAUUUCAGUGAAAAAAUCAUGUGAUCAUCAUAAACAUUGUGUUUCAUCUUCAACUAUUGGUGAAACAAUGAAAUCCGAAACAACAAAAGCGGAUAUAAUUGUUACAUCAUCCACAUCAGCAUCGAUUACUUCGAUAGCAUCUAAUAGUAAAGUUGCUAUUGAUAUGGAUGAUAAUGAUAGUAAUGGUAGUGAAAAUAAAAAAUGUUCACAAAUUCAUCGAAAACCAAUUAAAACAAUAUUAAAAUUGAAACGAUCUUCUUUGUUAUUAAAACAUCGGACAACCACCACUGAUCGACGAUCAUCACCAUUUGGUAGUGGUUGUAAAACUCGCUGUUCCGGUAAUGGUAAUGGUGGUAAUCUUUCUUGUUCAACAUCAUCUGGGCUAGACAAUCGUAGGACAGCAACAAGAACGAAAACAACAGUAGCAACUAGUUCCACACAAUUUUCUCAACAACAUCGUCAACAAAGUCGUUCAAUUGUAUUCAAUGAAACAAGAGAAUUAAUUUCUAUAACAAUUUGUUCAUGGAUUUACAUCUCAGGUUAUUUGCUCAAAUUAUUCAUCGAUGGUUGUCAUGCUUGUUUACCAACAUUAUUUCAAACAAUGACUACUUCAUCAUUAUCAUCAUCAUCAUCGCCGGAAUCAUCAUCGAAAUUCUUAGUGUAUCAAUUUUUCAUUGUAUACAUUAAUGAAAUGGCCUCUACCGUUUUAUUACCUUUAAUCAUGUUGUUUACACAUCCAAAUCUACGUGUUAUUCUAUACGGAUGUUUAGAAUUAUUAUGGUCAUCAUUGAUACGUUUAAGUAUUAGAUGUUCACGUUGUAUAACCUCAUCAUCAUCUACAAUGAGAACUGGUACCCAUACGCCAAUGGAUACAUUCAAUCUGUCUAAUGCAACAAUCAUUGAUGAUAAAGCCAGUCAUCGACAUCAUCAUCAUCAUCAUCAUUGAUAAAUUACGAUAAUUUCAGAAUG